CCAGAGCAGAAAUUGAAGAACUAUAGGCCAUUGUUGAGAGAGGAAACCUCAUGGCAGCAGCUGCUGAACUUCAGAAGAAGUUGGAAUCAAUAGAAAACACCCCACUGGACAUCGCCAUCAUGGGAGAGUCAGGUGCAGGGAAAUCGUCCUUUGUCAAUGCCAUCCGGGGCCUGCAUGAUGAUGAUGAAGGAGCUGCUAAGACUGGGGUGAAACAAACAACAAUGAAGCGAAAGGCUUAUCCAUACCCCAGACUCCAAAAUGUGACAAUAUGGGACCUGCCAGGAAUUGGGACACCGAGCUUUGAAGCAGACAAAUACCUUAAUCGGGUAAAAUUCAACAACUACGACUUCUUCAUCAUCGUCACUGCUACGUGCUUCACUUCCCACCACAUCACCCUGGCCCGUGCCAUUCACAGGCUGGGGAAGAGGUUUUACUACGUGCGCUCCAAAGUGGAUAUUGACUUGAGAGCUGAACAAAGGAAAAGGAAUUUCAACAAGGAGAGAACCCUGCAGGAGAUCAGGGAAGACUGCAAAGAGAACCUGAGAAAAGCAGGUGAGACCUCCCUGUGGGUUUUCCUGCUCUGCAGCUGGGAACUGACUGAGUAUGAUUUCCAGCUCCUGCAGGAGACCCUGGAGAAUGAGCUGGAUGAUCAGAAGAGACACAUUUUCAUCCUGGUCAUGCCCAACAUCUCGGCAAAGAUCCUGGAGAAGAAAAAGGCUGAACUGCAGGAGCAUAUUUGGGAAGUGGCCCUGUUGUCAUGUGCUAUUGGUGCUCUUCCUGUUCCAGGCCUCUCUCUCAUCUGUGAUGUAGCCAUCUUGAUUUUUCACAUGAAGCAUUACUGCCUGGCCUUUGGCUUGGAUGAAGAGUCUCUCACUAGACUGGCUAAGCAGAUUGACAAGCCUGUUGCGGAGCUGAAAUCUGCUAUCAGAAACUCUCCACUGGCCUCAGCCAUAACAAAAGAGUUUAUACUGUCUCUGCUUUCCAGAUCUCUAUGUGGAGCACUGAUGGUGGUGGAACUUAUUCUGAAUUUUGUACCAGGCCUUGGCUCCCUAGCAGGGGGAGGGAUUUCUUUUGCGACCACAUACUACAUGCUGCAGAGCUUUCUGGAUGACACUGCAGAAGAUGCUCAGAAUAUUCUGACCAAGGCUCUUGAACCCAGAGCUGAAGAAUCCAUAAAACAGCACCAAGACCGCCUAUACAUGCCCAUAGAAAACCAGACACACUUGUCCCAACCCUGUCAGAAUCUCUAG
Gopherus evgoodei (Goodes thornscrub tortoise) is the source of this 1250-nucleotide messenger RNA. Its product is annotated as interferon-inducible GTPase 5-like. Gene Ontology annotation, molecular function: GTPase activity; GTP binding. The transcript has a single exon. NCBI's taxonomy places the organism in Eukaryota, Metazoa, Chordata, Testudines, Testudinidae. Bases 51 to 1250 code for a protein of 399 amino acids. The record is from RefSeq and is a predicted model, not a curated record. Gene Ontology annotation, cellular component: membrane.